Rhinolophus ferrumequinum (greater horseshoe bat) is the source of this 1479-nucleotide messenger RNA. It is a transcript of the gene MCIDAS, whose product is annotated as multiciliate differentiation and DNA synthesis associated cell cycle protein. The transcript is spliced from 7 exons. Bases 150 to 1295 code for a protein of 381 amino acids. Gene Ontology annotation, biological process: negative regulation of DNA replication; negative regulation of cell cycle. Gene Ontology annotation, cellular component: nucleus. The record is from RefSeq and is a predicted model, not a curated record. Lineage: Eukaryota; Metazoa; Chordata; Mammalia; Chiroptera; Rhinolophidae.
CCAGGCCACGCGCUUUCCCGGACCUCCCGACCGCUUCUGAGCCUACAGGCACCCGGCGGAGAACAGGGUGUAGUCGCCACCCUAGCCCCGGCCACUGCCUCCGAGCAGUCGGUACGGGGCUCCCCAGCUAAAGCCUGCGAGGAGGCAGAAUGCAGGCGUGCGGUGACGCCGCAGCAGGACGCCGAGCCUUCGACAGCAUCUGCCCCAACAGGAUGCUGGAGCUGCAGGGCCGGCCCUUCGGCAAGUCCAGGAAGCUGGAGAGGAAGUUCACUCCUCCGCGGAAGUUCUUUUCCGGUUGCGGCAGCCCGGUGUCGGUGUACGAGGAUCCCCAGGACCCGGAGCGCGCUGUGCUGCCUGCCCUCACCACCAUAGACCUGCAGGACCUCGCAGACUGCUCGUUACUCGGGUCCGACGCGCCGCCUAGUGGUGACUCAGAAGCCUCGCAGAACCAUUCCCUGCAAACGGCAGUGGACUUCGGUUUGCAGGAUUUCAGAGACACGGUAGAUGAUCUGAUUGCAGACUCAUCCUCUUUGAUGUCGCCUCCCCUGGCCGGCGGAGACCUCCCUUUCUCUCCGUGCGACGUAUUGCCCUUCGAGCCCUGUCUCUCCCCGCCGCUGGAUCCACGUGCCCUGCAGUCACCGCAGCUGCGCCCUCCGGACGUGCCUCCAUUGGAGCAGUACUGGAAGGAAGUGGCCGACCAGAACCAAAGGGCGUUAGGGGACGCUCUCGUUGAGAAUAACCAACUACAGGUGACACUGACACAGAAACAAGAGGAGAUAGCCUCGCUUAAGGAGCGGAACGUGCAACUGAAGGAACUCGCCAGUCGGACCCGGCACCUGGCUUCGGUGCUGGAUAAGCUGAUGAUCACGCAGUCUCGGGAUUGCGGGACAGCAGCCGAACCCUUCCUGCUCAAGGCGACUGCCAAAAGGAGCCUGGAGGAGUUGUUCAGCGCUGCGGGGCAGGAUUGCGCGGAAGUGGACGCCAUCCUGACGGAGAUUUCCGAGCGCUGUGAUGAAGCGCUGCAGAGCCGUGAUCCCAAGCGGCUCCGGCUACAGCCGGAGUCCGCGAGCCUGGACCGCAGGCCUGGGAACCUGCACGGCGCCUUCCGGGGGCUGCGCACAGACUGCAGCCGGAGCGCGGUGAACCUGAGCCACAGUGACCUGGAGGAGGGCGGCUCCUUCAGCACCCCCAUCCGCAGCCACAGCACCAUCCGCACCCUUGCUUUCCCCCAGGGCAAUGCCUUCACCAUUCGGACAGCCAACGGGGGUUACAAAUUCCGCUGGGUCCCCAGUUGAUUGGGUUGUGGUCCCCCAAAACAUUGCUCUGUAUCCCGACUGAAGCGCCUGGAGACUAAGCGGGAGUAGCUGAACUGCUUCCUGAACCUGGCUUCUCAGAACUCCCCUGCAGAGCGAAUGCCACCUUGAAACUUAUUUUUUUCAGUAACAAAUCUCGGUACCGAAGCACUGUAAAGUUCUGGUA